This is a messenger RNA of Cuscuta campestris, 1927 nucleotides long. NCBI's taxonomy places the organism in Eukaryota, Viridiplantae, Streptophyta, Magnoliopsida, Solanales, Convolvulaceae. The record is from the annotation of a GenBank genome assembly.
AAGCGGAGGAACUCUUUUUUUAAGUUGGUGACGGACGCUGCACAAAUUCUUCUAGCGCAACAUGAAACUGUAGAGUCAACGGGGCCACGAAGAAGACAAUAAGCGUUAAAUUGAAACCGAGAGGAGGACUCUAUCUACAAUGAAAACCAAUUUAGGCGUCGUUUCCACAUAAGUCGUCGAUUGUUUCUCCUUAUUGCCGAUGACUUGGCCGCCAGAAAUCCAUUUUUCACUUUACAUUUAAUUGGAUCCAAAUGGGAAGCAUUAACAAAAAGUACGUUUGGUCCAUUGUGAAUUCCGCCUGCGCCUUCCAUUCCAAAACCCUUCUUAAAACACAUCGAUCUGCAGCGCAAAUCAAGCAAAUACAUAUCGGCUUCAAUGGCGAUAACCUUGCUCUAUCAGCCCCUGCCCUUUUUCAGCCGCUCUGUUGAAAAGCCUAACCCUAAUCUCCGCUUCCCCGCCGCUCUUAAGUUCGGCGGCGGAGGAUCUGCCGUAACAGCUUGUUCUUCCGUCUCCAUUUCCGACCCCGAACCGCGGUACGCGUCUGUCAAGUCCUUUGCUCCGGCCACCGUUGCGAACCUCGGCCCUGGAUUCGACUUCCUCGGAUGCGCCGUCGAUGGAAUCGGCGAUUUCGUCACCGCCCGCGUCGAUCCCGGCGUUCGGCCUGGGAAAGUCUCGAUCGCUGAAAUCUCCGGCGCGGGAGGUAAGCUUAGCAAGGAUCCGCUGUGGAACUGCGCCGGCAUCGCCGCCAUCGCGGCUUUGCAGAUGCUUGGCGUCCGAUCUGUCGGCCUCUCCCUCUCCCUCGAGAAGGGGCUGCCGUUGGGGAGCGGGUUGGGAUCCAGCGCAGCGAGCGCAGCCGCCGCCGCCGUCGCGGUCAACGAGCUGUUCGGCGCCCGAUUGUCCGCCUCGGACCUCGUGCUCGCCGCGCUAGAAUCGGAAUCCAAGGUCUCCGGCUACCACGCGGACAACGUGGCGCCCUCCAUCAUGGGCGGAUUCGUGCUGAUCCGGAGCUACAAUCCGCUGGAUCUGAUCCGAUUGAAGUUUCCACAGGAUAAGAACCUCUUCUUCGUGUUGGUAAAUCCAGAAUUUGAGGCUCCGACGAAGAAGAUGAGGGCGGUCCUGCCGGCGGAGAUCACAAUGGCGGACCACAUCUGGAACUCCAGCCAGGCGGGAGCUCUGGUGGCGUCGGUGCUGCAGGGAGACUUGCCGGGGCUGGGGAAGGCGCUAUCCUCUGACAAGAUCGUGGAGCCCAGGAGAUCGCCAUUGAUUCCGGGGAUGGAGGCGGUGAAGAAGGCGGCAAUUGAUGGUGGAGCUUACGGUUGCACCAUCAGCGGGGCGGGACCCACUGCGGUGGCCGUGACGGAUGAUGAGGAGAGGGGGAAGGUGAUCGGAGAAAGAAUGGUUGAGGCCUUUCUCCGGGAAGGAGGUCUGAAAGCUACGGCCAUGGUGAGGAAGCUUGAUAGAGUUGGAGCUAGGCCUAUCUUCAGUGCUCCCAGGUGAUUUUGCUAUGAAUUUUUUGUAUCCCAAAAAUCAUACCCCAUUAUACCCCACUUUGUAUUCAAAGACAUGCAUCAUGCAGAUUCAUGCUAGUGCUAGUGUAAUUGUUUACAUUGAUACAAAAUGUCAGUGUAAAAUUUUUUGAUUACACUAACAUUUUAUGCGGGGAUAAUAAUAACAAUAAUACGGAGUAAUAAUAACGAAUGAGGGCUGUUUGGCAACUUCUGAAUGGGUAAGUGCUGAACCAGUAAGAGGUCUGAACCAUUAAGAGCUAGUAUAUUGCUUAACUAUUCAGAGGCAAAUGUCUGAUCAAUUCAGAUAAGAGGUCUUAACCAUUCAGACUCUGUAUAAUACUUAACCAUUCAGAGGCAAAUCUCUUAACCAUUCAGACAUCUGAACCAUUAAGAGGAUGAAACAAACAGUCUGAACUUAA